Molecule: messenger RNA, 1383 nt
Organism: Parasteatoda tepidariorum (common house spider)
Lineage: Eukaryota; Metazoa; Arthropoda; Arachnida; Araneae; Theridiidae
Source: RefSeq, a predicted model, not a curated record
AUGAGUGAAUUAUAUCGCUUUGCAUUGAUUAAUUAUUGGCAAAACCAGCUUAGAGAACAUCCGAGACCAUUUCCAAGUGAAGAGGUUGAGGAAAGAGAUACGAGUUCCAGCUCUUCUGGGACUGAUAGUGGUGAAGGAGCAGAUAAUGAAAAAGGAACAGGAUCUAUAGGUUAUCAUCAAUUUAUCGACGAAUCAAAUCCAUCAGAAGGUUCAAAAGAAUCUAAUUUUGAUAUUGAUAGUGAUGAAUUGUCUGACUCAGAUGAUGAAACUGAAACAAGAGACAAUACUUACGAGGUAUUUGUGGAUGAACAGAAUCAAAUAAAUGGUUCUGAGGAUUAUGAUUCUGCUAUGAUUAGUGAUAUGAUGUCUGACUCGAACGUUGAAAUUGAAACAGAACAUGAAACUAAUCUGGCUUUUGUGGAUGGUCAGAAUCAAGCAAAUGGAUCUAAUGAUUGUGAUCUUACUGUGAUGAGCUCUGAAACUCAUGAUGUGGGUAAUGAAAUAAAACAGGUUGAGGCAACUUUAGAGGAAACAAAAGAAAUUACAGGUGCCAUUAAUAUCGGCACUGCUACAAUGAGCGAUGAUGGUUGCCCUCAUACUUACAUUAUUGAUGGGAGAGAAAAGAAGCUUCUAGCUAAGUCUUCCAAAGUGAAGAAAUGUUUGGCGAGAGAAGAAAGCUUUGAAGAGCGCUUGCCACGAAAGAAAAAGAAGGGUUUUCGCUCUUUCAUACGACAGUUAUUUACUGGCUGUUACAAGCGGGUGUGAAUUAUGUGAUUAUCGCUAUCCUAGAUUGAGUCAACUCUAGGCCUAGACAUUAAAAGCACGACUUUAACAGCUUUGACAACUUUAACAGACUUUAAUGACUGUGACAGACAUAACUAUGGCUUUACCGAGUUAUUAAGAACUUAGCUAUCUUAUAAUGAACUUUAUUGAGUCAUUAUGAAAUUUAUUGAGUCAAUAUGACUUUAAUGGAGUCAUCAUGAAACUUACUGAGUCAUUAUGAACUUUGAUUAGCAACUACAAACUUAAAUUAAGACAUGAUGAACUUUUCUGAGUCAUUAUGAACUUUGAUGAGUUACUACAAACUUUAUUAAGUCAUUAUGAACUUUUUCGAGUCAUUAUGAACUUUGAUGAGUUACUAUAAACUUUAUUAAGUCAUUAUGAACUUUGAUGAGUCAUUAUGAACUUUGAUGAGUAACUUCAAACUUUAUUAAGUCAUUAUGAAAUUUACUGAAUCACUGCGAAACAUGUUAGGCCAUUAUGAACUUUUCUAAGUCAUUGUGAGCUUUUUUGACUCAUUAUAAACUUUACCGAGUCGUUAUGAACGUUGUUAUUAUAAACUUCGUUGUGUUAUUAUUUACCAAAAUUUAAUUUAUAUUAUUA